AUGACUUUUGCUGAUUCCCUAGUAAUUGGGGGUGGUCCGGCUGGCAUUCUAACCAUCGCAUCAUGCCUUGAAUACUUUCCGUCGGACCAUCGGAUUCUGUGGGUCGAUCCGGCAUUUAAAUGUGGCUAUUUAUCGAUGCUUGACAAUGUCCCAAGCGUAAAUCAUUUUGCAUCUAUCAAGCCUCUCGUUUUCAAGAAAGGAUCGAAACUAACGCAACUGAUGGAUGGCCUGCAUGAAGAUGAAUUUUACCAUUUAAGUCGAUAUAAAGAGAUUUUUCUGGAAUUACAAAAUGAGCUCUUGGUAGCGUUUCCAUCGCGAAUCGUUAUGAAACAAAGCCUGAUUUCAAAAUUGGAAUACAAUAGUGGCGAAGAUCUUUGGACGGCUAAAAUCGGUGAUGGAGAUGACGUUUUCUGCAAAAAUGUUUUUAUUGCAAGUGGCUCUCACCCCAAAGUUGACAUUGCAGGGUUUAUUCCUCCGUGCGCAUCUAUUCCUCUUGAAGUUCCCCUUAACGAGGGUCCUGAGCUAAAUGAGUUUAUUACAUCAUCAGACAUUGUAGCCGUUGUGGGCUCGAGCCACUCGGCUGCCCUGUCGCUUCGAAACCUUUAUUCGCUUCCCAUCAAACCUUUGCAGAUUAUUCAUAUCAGAAAUCGCCCGUUUUUGAUGGCAAUAGAAUCCCCAGACAAAGAUGUCAUUGUCAACGACAAUCUUGGCCUGAAAGGCAAGGUUGCAGAGUGGAUCUCUGAAUUUUAUGUCCGUUCGUCUUUGUAUCCUCCGAUGAAGAUUCUCGAGUAUGAUGAAUGCACGUUUGAUGCCGCGUUUUUCAAAAAGAACGGCAUUACAAAAUGCAUCCUUGCCAUUGGCUAUGAAAGAAAUUCGCUUCCAAACAUCUACAUUGACGGCACGGAAUUAAAUCCAGUUUCAAUAUUCUCAGAAUGUCACACGGCAAAUCUCAACGCUGGGUGUGCAAAGAUUCCGCGCGUUUACGGGGCUGGAAUAGCGUUCCCCCAAAAAAUUUAUACAAAGGAAGGGUCAACAGAGCUUAACAUAGGCAUCUGGAAAUUUGCAAAACAGCUGAAGGAAACCUUCAAGAAUAUGUGA
Messenger RNA from Mitosporidium daphniae, 1098 nucleotides. RefSeq lists its product as uncharacterized. The coding region runs from base 1 to 1098 and encodes 365 amino acids. The transcript is spliced from 2 exons. Lineage: Eukaryota; Fungi; Microsporidia. The record is from RefSeq and is a predicted model, not a curated record.